This is a messenger RNA of Puccinia graminis f. sp. tritici CRL 75-36-700-3, 549 nucleotides long. RefSeq lists its product as uncharacterized. The transcript has 3 exons. Bases 1 to 549 code for a protein of 182 amino acids. The record is from RefSeq and is a predicted model, not a curated record. NCBI's taxonomy places the organism in Eukaryota, Fungi, Basidiomycota, Pucciniomycetes, Pucciniales, Pucciniaceae.
AUGUGUCGAGCAGGUCUCACCCAGCCGACAAAGGCCUGCCUGAAAGAGCACACCAACGUCAUUGCCCGGGUUGGGCCCCGUCAUGCUUCGGUACUGAACAUGGCUGUCAGUGAUCAGUCUGGGCUCAACUUGGGAGGAAGUCGUCAUGCCAUCCGACCCACCAACCACUCCACCCAACCCACCAUCAAGAUGGACCCUUUCAAGCGCUCUAGCACCCCUGACAUGUUGAAGCGCUCUAGCACCCCUGAGAACAUCUUUCAAUACAACCCUCACCCAACUUCUCCCGGACCCAUUGUUGGGAAUAGUGGAUCAUCCGAGCAAGUCACUGGCUUGGCUGGUCAUUCCAUCCUGGCUCCGGAUGUGCCAGCAGUUAAGCGUUCACCAGCCAAGAAAAAACCGAACUUGCAUUCCCCCAGACCGCAGCUCCGACUUAGCCUCCGAAUCUUCAAUCAAGGACAUGGGCUUGGGAGCUUCACCACCCCAGCCAGUUACUUCUCAGUCAAAGAAACGCGCAAGUAUCGUAGCCAACUGCCACCUCCACAACACUGA